AUGCACUCCUGCCUCCUCCUUGCCCUCCCUCUCCUCGCCCCUCUCGCCGUCGCUGCUGCCAACAAUGUCCCCCAAACGCACGGCGUCCACCCUGCCCACUUAGCACGCUACAAGCCUCAGGGCACCGGCUCCGCACAGACGUGGACGUGCCUCGACGGCUCCAAGCAGCUCCCAUGGACGUCUGUCAACGACGACUACUGCGACUGCCCAGACGGCAGCGAUGAACCUGGCACCGGCGCGUGCCCGCAGACUACGUUCUACUGUAAGAACGAGGGCCACAUCGGCGCUUCCAUACUGAGCUCCAGAGUGAACGACGGCCUGUGUGAGCCCGACUGCUGCGACGGCUCAGAUGAGCCAAGCGGCGUUUGCAAGGACUCGUGUAAGGAAGUCGGAGAGGAGUACAAGAAGCGAGUGGACGCAGAACGAAAACUCCGAAAGACAGGCUCCAAAAUUCGGUCGACCUACAUCGCGUUCGCACAGAAAGAGAAGAAGCGGCUCGAGGGCGAGAUCGCCGAGUCGGAGAAGGAGAUCGCGACCAGAGAGAAGGAGGUCGCUCGUCUGAAAGACAUCGUGGACCGCACCGAGUCCCUCUCCGCCGCAGCCCUCGAGCACAAGAAGCAGUCGCCGCUCUACGCCUCCCUCAUCGCCCACGCCAAUGCGCUCAAGUCCCUACAGCGCGAGCACAAGAAACACCUCGAGCGCGAGAAAUCCCUCGGCGACAUCCUCAUCUCACUCCGGAGCGGUUACAACCCAAACUACCAGGACAUGGCCGUCCUCGAGGCCGUCCGCGGUUGGGAGUACCAUGCGGGCCUGCCCCACAUCGGCGUGGAAGAGGACGCGGAGAACAAGGACGAGGAGGGCAGCGACGAUGUCGAGGAGGCGCCCGAAGCCGUCGAGGAAGAGCUCGAGGAGGGCAUGUGGACCGCCGAACAGCUCGAAAAGGACCUUGACGGGCUGCUGAAGGCGGAUUAUGUGUCGUUGUUGAUGGAGCAUGAUACGCACAUCGGGGCGAGCAGCACCGAGUCGAUUUUGUUCGAUUUGGCCGCUUAUAUCCCAGAUGCAUUGCUUCCGCAGUACGAGGCUGUUCGUGGCACAGUAGUGUCAUGGUUGGCCGCCCUCAAUAUCAUUCCUCGGCCUUCCGGCGGUGCUGCGGAUUCCCGUGCUCGCGAGGCGUAUAACGACGCCGAACACAGCUUAAGCCUCGCGAAGAAGGAGCUCGAGCAGGCCCAGACCGACCUCGCAGAUCUGUUCGACCCCACUGGCUUUGGAAGGGAAGGCGAGUGGAAAAAGCUCGACAACACCUGCUUGUCGACCGACACCGGAGAUUAUACAUAUGAAGUGUGCCUGUUUGACGAGGCGAGGCAGAAGCCGAACAAAGGCGGCACCACGUUCAGUCUCGGUAAAUUCGCAUCGUGGCACCCGUCCAGCAGCGUCGAAGUCGGAAGUCCAGAGUACUACAGCAAACAAAUGUACAAGCAGGGCACCAAGUGCUGGAACGGCCCGCACCGCAGCGUCAUCUUGCGCCUCGUGUGCGGGACGGAGAACGCAAUACACACGGUGGAGGAGUUGGAGAAGUGCGAGUACCAGUUCACGGGGACGUCGCCUGCGCUGUGCCUCCCGCUGGAGGAGGGCAAGCUAGAGAAGGACGAGCUUUAGUAGCGUGUGUAUAUAUAUUUAUGGAGUGCUUGCGCCACACUCGCGCCGCGCAAUACAGCAGAUGGCGACUG
Messenger RNA from Heterobasidion irregulare TC 32-1, 1727 nucleotides. RefSeq lists its product as uncharacterized. The coding region runs from base 1 to 1656 and encodes 551 amino acids. Gene Ontology annotation, molecular function: protein binding. The transcript has 11 exons. The record is from RefSeq and is a predicted model, not a curated record. Gene Ontology annotation, biological process: N-glycan processing. Gene Ontology annotation, cellular component: glucosidase II complex. NCBI's taxonomy places the organism in Eukaryota, Fungi, Basidiomycota, Agaricomycetes, Russulales, Bondarzewiaceae.